Molecule: messenger RNA, 1147 nt
Organism: Marchantia polymorpha subsp. ruderalis
Lineage: Eukaryota; Viridiplantae; Streptophyta; Marchantiopsida; Marchantiales; Marchantiaceae
Source: the annotation of a GenBank genome assembly
CACAUGAAUUCUGAUGGUACUUCCAUGCCAUAUUAUGAGGAUCGUACUGAUGAAGCUUUAUAUUCCAUGGAUGGGUAAAAUUAUCAGAUGUGUCAUCAUAUUGAUAAAAUAAUUCUAGUCAACUGUCGGAAUUGAUUGUGUUCCAAUCAGUUUCGGUCUACAGGUAUCAAUCUCACAUGUGAAACAACCUUCUUCAACUGGAGCUGGUAGGAAUCUGACAUCCAAGACUAUUCCAUCAUGUAGGAUAUACAAUGUCCUUAAAACUGCAACCUGAAAGUGACCUUCGACCAUAAUUUUGUCAGAACAGUUUGUUGCAUUUGGUUACAUUGAUGUACGAACAUCCGAAAGCAUCCAAGUCUGAGGAAGAUAAAUUCCUUCUGUCUGUUCUUCGUCGACAGAAAACUUGGCGGUCAGAAGAUGAAAGAUGAGGUCUGCUUGAAGUAGAUACAGUGGCAGGGUUUGACCACAGAAGAAGGUGGUAGCUAAUGGACUAAAUAUAAAUUCAUCAGAAGUUGAUCGGAGAUAACAGAGAACAACGAACAUGUAAGAGAGGGCAAGGAUGCUCAAGUUUCUAACUCUACGUUAUGUUGGUCAAGCUACAUAAAUGUUAAAACCUUGUUUGACACACUUGGGACUGGAAAUGUAAGCGAACUAAAUAUGACCGUAACAGAACUAAAUAUGACUAAAAACACACUCCACAUACUUAAGUCAGGAGAAGAUUCUCAAUGAUUUGCAACUUCUAAUAUUCAAAUAUUCGGCUUGUCAGUUUUCAACAUCUUUGCUUGGUAACAAAUCCAUGCUUGGCUUUCUAUCAAAACAAUGAGUCAUCUUGAUUAUUAUCUAUAUCAGUGUAUAAAGUCAAGGCUUUGGUUCAUAUUUUAUGACACAAAUCUACUUGAUACUGGCAGCCACGAAAAAUAUUCUAAUGGGAUCCCUACUGACAGACCCACGUGCAGAAGCGCAGAUGCAGAGGCCGAUCGGAUCAUAAAUUACCUGAGCAGUUAUUGAUCUAUAUUUUGAUUGCUUCACCUGCAUCAAAUGGAAAAAAAGAUAGAUUUCGAAAGCAGAGUAAAAGUUUGUACUUACAUCUACUCCACGUUUUAGAUGUGCAAAGUAUUCUUACAAUUCUAGUUCAGUGACGGCAAGU